AUUUUGGAACUUACAAAUGUAAUACUUUCUCAGCAUUGCGGGGAAGCGGAUGUGAGUUCAGGAUGGAGUGGAUAAAAAUUCUUUUCUUGAUUGGGAUGCUCAAGAUUUGUCUUCUUGGAAUGGCUACCGGUCAAAAGAAUGUUAUCACCCUGAAUGAUGGAGGUUAUUCGAAUGUGCUCAUCGCAAUCGACAGAAAAGUGCCCGAGGACAUGACCAUCAUAAAAAAUAUUAAAACUAUGUUUACAUCAGCAUCUCAAUGUCUCUACAAUGCAAGUAGGAAUCACGUUUACUGGAAACACAUCAAGAUCCUUGUCCCAAACACCUGGUCUAACCCGAGCCGGUUCAAACGUUUCAGGACGGAAUCGUUUCACUCUGCUAAUAUCAUCGUGCACCACUUCCCAGAUGAUGAGCCGUACGUUGAAAACCUUGAAGGAUGCGGAAAGGGAGCUCUGAGCCUGAUGCAUUUAACGCCGAAAUAUAUUCUGAAUCAACGAUAUAGAGAAGAUAAAUUCGGAGAUACAGACAAUGUCCUAGUCCGAAGUUGGGGUUACUACCGAUGGGGAUUGUUUAAGGAAAACUACGACGGGAAAGGAGUCGGCACUGCUCCUACCAAGAAGGAUUGCCACUUUUUUGAUACAGAAUCUGAACAGACGGCUGAAACAUCCCUGCUCUCUGCGACAAGAAAAGAUCACGUACCUUCUGUCGAGGUUUUUUGUGCGGAGGAUUCUCUUCCGGAUAGCGUACACAAUCCGCUGGCUGUAAACCUCAUGAACAUCAAUUGCGGUGGCGACAGUGCAUGGAAGGUCAUGCUAGACAGAACAACAGACUUCCGGAACGGUAUAUCACUGAUAUCUAACACCACACCCAAGUUUGAGGUCCUUCAGGUCUCUUUGGUCAGGAGUGUCGUCCUUGUGCUUGACAUCAGUGGUAGUAUGGGAGCCCGUAUGGGAGGGAAUCGACUUACUCGAAUGAAUCAAUCGUCUGCUCAUUACAUUAUGAAUAUAAUUCCGGAAAACAGCAAACUCGGAAUCGUUAUUUUCUCAAAUGAAACGGCAGUAAGAGCCUCUCUUACGGAUAUCACCGAUACGGCUUCGCGAAAAGGACUCGUCAACAACUUACCUACAGAAGUAAUUGGUGGCACCUGCAUUGGAUGCGGAAUAUUAAAAGGCAUUGAGGUACUUGGAUCUUAUGCAGAGGGUGGAUACCUCUUACUCAUCAGUGAUGGUGAUGAGAAAUUACGUAAGUACAUCAAUCAAACGUACGAUGAAAUUGAAAAAGCAGGUGUCAUCAUUGACACCAUCACCAUAAGCAACGCAACCGAUCCGAAAAUGGAGGAUCUGUCCACAAGGACAUCAGGAUUAUCAAGCUUCUGCUUGGAUACUGGAACUGGAACGUGUCUGCAGCAAGCGUUCCAGAGAACAAUUGCAGAGAGGCCCGACAUUGGCACGGAAACAGUCCCAACACAGGUUCAUUAAUAUUUUAAAUAUUUACCAUUGCUUGUGAUUUUCAUGUAAUGAAGUACAUAAGAUAAACAUAAUCUGAUUAAUUAUAUUUAUUCUAUUCGCUUUCUCCCUCGUAACUCUUUUUGUUAAGUCUUACCUCGGGAACAAGAGUAGUCCUAGGUAAUAAUGCUCUUUAUUAUGGAUUACUCUCACAAUUUACACAAGCACAAGAAACUAUUAAGGUGUGCCAUUGGUUGUGGUUUUAGUCUCAUCCAUAAUUAUAACACAUAACAAGUAUAAUCACCAACAUUAUUCCCGUACCAGUAUGGGAAUAGGCUUAAUAAUCUUGGCGGUUACAACAUGAAUAAGUUGUUUGUUGUGAGACGAUAUACUAACAUAAUUUGAAUACAUAUUAGUACGAUUCUUAAAUCUGAAAGUCACCAUCCUAAGUUCCAUGUUGUAACUUUAUAUAAUGGGUAUACCACUUAAUUAGAGUGGACGGCUUCAGCAUAACUACUGGAAAGGACCCGGGUAUAUUUUAUCCGAUAAUUCAAUCACAAUUUACUAAAGCGUCCGCACCCAAGCGUGCGCACAUCCCUAAUAUACGGGGUGCAUAAUGACGCAAACAAUUCCUCUCCACAUAAGGUGCCCACCUCUACAGACGAGGAAACAUUCAAAGGGCACAACAUUGAUAAACACAAAAUUCCUCUCCACAUGAUAGGGUGUCAACCUAUAUGGACGAGGAAACAAUCAAGGGCACAACAUAAAAUAAAUGGGGCGACGCAGUGGCCAAUACAUCCGAUCUCAAAUAAUUGAAAACAAUUCACCUUCCUGCUGAUGUAUGGUGAAGCCGGCCAAAGUUACGUAAGAUAGGCACAGGGGCUCGAAAAUUGUACAAUUUACCGCCACUGUGUAUAUCGCUUUGUUGAUCACAUAUUAUUGUCGUUGAAUCCCUUGAAGCGCGUUAUUUCCUAUGCCAGAUGAAAUGGGCUUGAGCAUGUUUCUGCCAUAUACAGAAUGAAAGAAAGAACCUUUUGUGUAUUCGUGUAUCGAAGACGAAUUCCUGGUUGAGACUAAGUAAGACAAGCCUAAGGAUCUACCAACAACUAGCAUCUUAGCUGCAGAAAAACAACAUUCGCUAUGGUUGUAAGUGUACGAGAGAAAAUUCGCACAACUGAAUAGAUAAUCAGAUAAACAGAUCCAACAAAAUAUCAUGAUGAAAGUUGGAAGAACUACUCAUAGUUUACUUCACUAGCAUUGAG
Messenger RNA from Lytechinus pictus (painted urchin), 2704 nucleotides. Its product is annotated as calcium-activated chloride channel regulator 1-like. Bases 63 to 1475 code for a protein of 470 amino acids. The record is from RefSeq and is a predicted model, not a curated record. Lineage: Eukaryota; Metazoa; Echinodermata; Echinoidea; Temnopleuroida; Toxopneustidae. The transcript is spliced from 6 exons.